Molecule: messenger RNA, 2322 nt
Organism: Linum trigynum
Lineage: Eukaryota; Viridiplantae; Streptophyta; Magnoliopsida; Malpighiales; Linaceae
Source: the annotation of a GenBank genome assembly
AACAGAGAAGACAGUCGUCAGGGAAAACAUCGGCCGGGAUAAAGCGAGAAGAUGAGCGACUGGGAAUCCACUGCUGAGUUCGACGAUGGCGUCCACAAGGAUGUUAAGUAUCCUUUCCUGUUGCAUUAUUCCAAGACCAUGGAAACUAAUUCGUCCGCUCCGUUCAAUUGUUGUCGCGCCUACUCCCCUGCCUACAACAAAACGUAUCAUCUGCGCGCACCGGAUGAAGUUUCCAAUGCAUGUAUUUCGUGCUCCGGUUAUGGAUGGCUGCUUUUCUCCGGUGUAUGCCGCAUUUUCUUUUACCAUCCCUCCACGGGUGACAUCAUUCACUUGCCCUAUUAUCACCGAAAUGUAUGGGGUAGCUUUAAUCGGAUGAGUUUUUCGGCUCCACCUACAUCCCCUGACUGCGUGGUUAUUGGUCAAGUGGAUAUCGGGUCUGAGAAACGAACGAGGAUCGUCUUUAUCCAGCGAGGACAAAGUUAUUGGAAUCACGAUGAAAACGUCCCGAACAUGAUGAGAUUGAAGAACUACUCCCUUAAGAAAUUAAGAGCCUACCAUGCCAAUAGCAUCAAAAUUACAUCCGAGUUCUGCAGAAUGAAUCUGGCCAAGUUUCGAUGCAGGGGAAAUUUCUUCUGGCCUCGUUACAACUCUUCCCCACUUUUCCACAAAGGAGCAUUCUAUUGCUUGGCCGACGAUGGAAAGUUGGGGGUUUUCAAUCACAAGGCGAAAAAUAAAGGCAAGGUGUGGAGGGUAUUCGAUACAUCAGCGGUUGACUUGUUUCUAGACAACCCAGAAAAUGAAGCUUAUCUAGUGGACUGCAAUGGAGAGUUGGUCGCUGUCGUGGUCGGUCCAGUGGGAAAGUUCGUGAGAAUCCUCAAAUUUUACGAGCCUGCUCGAGUAUGGCAGAUUGUCCACGAUCUCGGUGAUCAUAUGAUUCUGCUGAGCCCCGUCGGAUGCGUGGCCAAGAAAUGCGACGAGGCAUGCCUCCAAGGACUGGAAAACACUCUUCACUUUUCGAGGUUUCACGAACGAAGUCAUGUCUUCUAUUCACUCUCGACGCGACAGUUUCACUCCUUGCAUGAUGAUGAUUAUACGUCGGUCGACUUAUACGACACGAUGCUCCCGUUGGUUCACGCCUGGAUGACUCCUCCGCAUUCCCCUUUCCCUCGCGGAGCAAAGAUGGAUUGGUCGCGGAAACUCAAGCAACGACGACCAAUAGACCGAAACGUAGGUCCAAAAUCCCGUAUGAUCAUAAGAGACUUGAGUUUCGUACAGCCGCCGAGUGAGAGCUAUUCGAUUUUGCCGCAUUUAGAGGCACCAACCGGCCGACCAUGUCUUGGUUUGGGUAGCCGAGACAAUAAUGGAGAGGUGGUGCUGAUCAAUUUGGCCAAAGGGAUGAUGGUCGACCGUUCAAGAAGCAUGGCACAACUAGCACUGAGAUUACGUUCGAAGAUUGUGUUUUCCAGCCAGCUUGACCAUGGCUUGCUGGUGUUGGUGGACACCGAGGCUCGGUUUUGCUCCUUGUUGUAUCCCUCAUCCAUGACUGAAAUCCCACUACCGACAUGGGAAACCUCUUUCACCUGCGAAUCUGCUGUGGUUCAUGUGCCUCCUGGCAACUCGGAAUUGGCCGUGAUGGUUUUUGGUAGGAUUGAUGACGAAGAUGGACAAGUGCAGGGUAAGGGUAAUGAUGUUGCAAUGGUUUGGAGGGACGGUGAUGAAAAAUGGACUGUGCAUACAAGGCCAAGCGAGCUAGGAGUGGAUGCAUUGCGGUGUGAAGUCCAACUCGUUGUCCACCAGGGUCAGAUUUAUGGCUACCAGGGUUAUGAUGAUGAUCUCGCCGUGGUCGAAUUAAGAAAGGGGGGAAUUGUAGUGGAGAACACACAGGUUAAGGGUCCGCGAUUUCUCAGUCCUGGAUUUGUUGGCUACAGUCAGCGAUUGGUGGAAUCAUGCGGUGAACUGCUGCAUAUUGUUCGUUAUCAUGCUGGUGAAUGCCUCUCUGUAGAGGAUAGAACUACUGUUAUCGACAUGAAAGUGUUCAAGAUGGAUUUUGAGGCGAUGGAAUGGAGGAUGCUGGAGCACUUGGGAGACCGUGCAUUUCUCUGGAGCGAAAGGGGGUGUUACUCGUGCUGCGCGAGCAAGUCCGGGCUACAAAGUAACUCUGUUUACUUCAUAGCAAACAACGACAGAGGGUUGUGCGUUUAUGAUUACGGAAAUCGUACCGUUUCGGUGACCUUACCUGGCCCCGAGAUGGAUGAUGGUUGGAUGGCAACUGGGUUUAUCAUGUUGUAUGACUAGCUAGAAGAAUCAAGGUCAAUUCAUAAC